Megalops cyprinoides (Indo-Pacific tarpon) is the source of this 1315-nucleotide messenger RNA. It is a transcript of the gene yju2, whose product is annotated as YJU2 splicing factor homolog. Gene Ontology annotation, cellular component: U2-type catalytic step 1 spliceosome. Bases 94 to 1137 code for a protein of 347 amino acids. The transcript is spliced from 8 exons. The record is from RefSeq and is a predicted model, not a curated record. NCBI's taxonomy places the organism in Eukaryota, Metazoa, Chordata, Actinopteri, Elopiformes, Megalopidae. Gene Ontology annotation, biological process: mRNA splicing, via spliceosome.
UACAGGAAGUGUGAAAAUUGUAGCUGGCGUCGUGGAACAGCGGAUACAUUUUCGGGCACUGUUUUAUUUGUAGAUUUUGAUUUUGUUUUAGUCAUGUCGGAAAGAAAAGUUUUGAACAAAUAUUACCCACCAGAUUUUGAUCCCUCUAAAAUCCCCAAACUCAAACUACCCAAAGAUCGUCAGUAUGUUGUGCGGUUGAUGGCGCCAUUCAAUAUGAGAUGUAAGACGUGUGGGGAAUACAUCUACAAGGGGAAGAAGUUCAAUGCCCGUAAGGAGACUGUGCAAAACGAGCAGUACAUGGGGUUACCCAUCUUCCGCUUUUACAUCAAGUGCACACGCUGCCUGGCUGAGAUCACAUUCAAGACUGACCCUGAGAACACAGACUAUGCCAUGGAGCACGGCGCCACGCGCAACUUCCAGGCGGAGAAGCUGAUCGAGGAAGAGGAGAAGAAGCUGCAAAGGGAGAGGGAGGAGGAAGAGCUCAACAACCCCAUGAAGGUUCUGGAGAACAGAACACGUGACUCCAAGCUGGAGAUGGAGGUCCUGGAGAACUUGCAGGAGCUGAAGGAGCUGAACCAGCGACAGGCGCAGGUGGACUUUGAGGGCAUGCUGAACCGUUACAAGGAGUAUGAAGCAAACGAGAGGAAGAGGCAGGAAGAGGAGGACGAGCGGGAAACCAGGGAGAUGCUGGACAGAGCGCUGGUGAAAAGACUGAGAGAUUCAGACUCUGACUCUGAUGAGGAGAGACAGAAGGGAAGGGAGAGAGCACAGAGAUGCGGCACAGACAAACCCACUGACAUCCUGACCACGGACAGACCCACAGACGCACAGGCCUCUGCACCACCAGCAGGAGGCAUAAAGCGACCUCGGGGUGAGAGCUGGGACAAGAGUGUAGGGGGGCUGGGUGGGGGAGCACUAGGAUCUCUGGUGGUGAGGAAGAAACCAGGAAGUUCUGCCCCUAAACCUGAAGUGGCAGCUCCUCCCACAAAGCACUCCGUCCAAUCAGAAGCGAAUGAUCCAAAAGCCACAUCUUCCUGUAGUGCUCCACCGGCUGUCACCAGCCAGACAAUCACAGCACAGAAUGGGUCUUCACUCAGCCUGUUGGGGGCGUAUUCUGACACUGAUGACAGCGAAUGAGAGAGCUGCAGCUCUGAUGGAGUUUAUUGAUGUCUGAGUUAUGUUCAGGUCGUGACAUUGCAAUAAAUAUGAAUGGCUAAUAGAACAGAGAACAGUUAUUAGACAUGUGGAAACUUCACCUUGGUCCAAUCUAACGUAAAACAUUUUAGUCCUCUCAGAAGGGGUGGAAUCCUGUUUA